AAUCCCAACUCUCUCCCACACACUCUCUCAAACUCAUAUUGCGUUCUCAGAACCUGCACCACAUCAUGCCAAACGACGCCGUUCUCAGAACCUGCCUUCUCUGGCUGGCCGCAGUUAUUUUAGCGGUUGGCUUAUUCACCCACUCUUUCAAGAAGAUGAUGGUCACCUACGUCUUCGGAGUUCUUGGGAUUGCGGCGGUUCUCCUUCCUGAUUGGGAUUACUUCAACCGUGAUUUCUCUCGUUGGACUUACCCUGUCACUGCUGAGGAAAGGGCCAAUUCUCCACAUGCCCAAGGAUCUGGAUUUCUCAGGUUUGCUCAUUCUCCUCUAAGGGUGAUUGUUUAUAGUGUGGUUUAUGGAUGUGCUAUGUACAAAUGGUGGGAGUAUGUAUCGAGCUAAUCGUUAACAGCUUUGUUUAGCAGAAGCACCUGAAAAUUCUUCUGAAUCCCAAUUUUAGAUGUAAGCUUUACCCUUUUGUUGAUUUAAUUUUUUCACUUUUGGUGGAAUCCGUAAACCGCAUCGGUGAUUGUCCAAGAGAUUAUUCGUUUUUAUGCUAAAAAUAGAAAAUCGAAAGGAAUUAAUUUGUAAUUUUAAACAAGACAGGGUUUUGGUUGUUAUUUUUGUCGUUUGGGAAACUUUUUCGAGUCACAGUUAAACGAUGAGGAUGCACUGUACUCAAAUAGAGGCAAGGUGCGAUCGAUUUUGAUAUGGAUG
This is a messenger RNA of Vigna umbellata (rice bean), 713 nucleotides long. RefSeq names its product peptidase. NCBI's taxonomy places the organism in Eukaryota, Viridiplantae, Streptophyta, Magnoliopsida, Fabales, Fabaceae. Gene Ontology annotation, cellular component: signal peptidase complex; endoplasmic reticulum membrane. Gene Ontology annotation, biological process: anther wall tapetum development. The record is from RefSeq and is a predicted model, not a curated record.